AUCAAGUUCGAGGGCAUCCUGCUUUUCAAGAGAUCUCACUGAGUGGUUGUAUCGACAGAAAGCCUGAGAAUGUUGGGACUGAUUUUAUUGAUCUUGUACCUAGCAUCAGGGAUUUCCGGACUGCCAGGGGGAAUCCUAUCAGAAUAUCAAGACAGUCUCGGUCAAUACAGUUUCGGUUACAGUACCCCAGAAUCCGCAAGAUCAGAAAUGAGAUCGGCAGAUGGGAAAACAAGGGGUGCAUUUAGCUUCGUAGAUGACUCCGGAAUCAUUCAAACAGCGAAAUACACAGCAGACAGCGAGAGUGGUUUCCGUAUUGAGGCAACGUACUUACCGGUAGCUCCAAAACCCGUCCAAGAUACACCGGAAGUCAUUGCUGCACGUGAAGAACACUUCAAGGCAAUCGCCGAAGCCGAGGAAAUGGCGAGAAUUCAGGUGUCAGAAGCCGAACUGAUAAAUACUGAACCGAAAAUGGCAAUUCCGAAGAAUGACCCCAUGGAAGUUAUUGUACCGGUUGAAACUCAUGAUGAAGAGAAGUCAGAACCAGCCGAUCAAAAACGAAAACUAAUGAAGAACGAGAAUAAGGAAGAGCUGACCAAAUCGCCGGAGGAGGAGAAAGGCAAGGGAUCAGAGAGUUCUCAGGAGGCUGUGGGAGCGGGCAGUUUGGCAGUCGUAAAGACCUCCUUUGUUGUACCAACAAGUAAUAUAAACCUUCAGAGCCGGAUUAAACUUGAACCAAUGAGGCUCACGUCUAUUACACCCUUUACCACAUUGCCACAAGAUGAAACCUCGGCUAGAAGGGAAAACGUGAGAGGAGCUUCGUCUGCUGUUGUUGGUGUAGAUUUCAUCAGAUAUUCACCAUAUUCAGCUAUUUUGGCCUCACCUUAUGCAGCCGCUCUUCAGCCUCAUUAUCAUUUUGUUCCCAUCGUCACUAAAAUCUUUUAAGCCUUUAUCAAUGCAAUUGUAUUUGAUCGUUUCAAUUAAUUCGACGUAAUAAACUGGAUUCAUCACCAUUGCUGUUUUUCGUUGAUCAUCUCUGUA
Molecule: messenger RNA, 1038 nt
Organism: Fopius arisanus
Lineage: Eukaryota; Metazoa; Arthropoda; Insecta; Hymenoptera; Braconidae
Exons: 4
Coding region: 70-942 (290 amino acids)
Cellular component (GO): chitin-based extracellular matrix
Molecular function (GO): structural constituent of chitin-based larval cuticle
Source: RefSeq, a predicted model, not a curated record